UGACUGCACCACCUCACUGGGCAGCCUGUGCCACUGCAGCACUGCUCUUGCUGAGAAGAAAUUAUUCCUAAUAUACAAUCUGAAACUCUCCUGGCACAACGUGAAACCAUUCACUUUUGUCCUAUCACUGUUAACCUGGGAGAAGAGGCUGACCUCCACCUCACCACAUCCUCCUUCCAGCUCCAUUCCCUCCAACUUCCUGGGUCCCUCAUGGUCCUGGCUCCCAACACCAACCUGCUCAGCUCUUGCUGUGCUAUGAUGAUUCUUGCACCUUUUUCUCCUAGGACAAACAUUUCACAAACAGGAAAUUGCUGCAAAAUAAUAUUGACACAGUUGUAAUAUGAUGGUCUCACACAGAAGAGCACAAACUGAGAGUUGUGAAAUGGACCCUGUGAAAAGUCUUUAUCUGUAGAAUUUGACUGAAGAAAGAUUUAGUUUUGGCCCCAACCAGGCUCAGCCCACACUGGUAAACUCAAAUAUAAGAUUAUCUGUUCUUUGCACUCCACUUGUCUGCACGGCAGCACAACUCCUGAUCUGCUCCAUACAACUUCAUUUCUGUAAACUCUAUCUACAGGACUGAGAGAAAAGUUCUACAAGAAGAUGCUUUUUAAUUUGAAGAACUUUUACCAUAUCACCAGAUUAAUACAGAACAGCAAGCAUUUGCCACAACAUUUUUGCUGUGGGCCACCAAAUCAAAUGAAUGUUUGUCUGAAAGGUCGUGACUUCCUUACUCUAGAGAACUACACAGCAGAUGAACUGAAGUAUUUGCUAUGGGUGGCCUCAGAUUUGAAACAAAGGAUAAAGGACAAAGGAGAGUGUUUGCCUUUGUUGCAAGGAAAAUCCUUGGCCAUGAUUUUUGAGAAGAGAAGCACAAGAACAAGAUUAGCUGCAGAAACAGGAUUUGCUCUCCUUGGAGGACAUCCUUCCUUCCUUACAAAACAAGACAUUCACCUGGGUACUAAUGAGAGUCUCACAGAUACAGCAAGGGUGCUGUCCAGCAUGACAAAUGCAAUCUUGGCUCGAGUUUAUAAGCAUAAUGAUUUGGACCUAAUGACGAAAGAAGCCACGAUCCCAAUAAUCAAUGGAUUGUCUGAUUUAUACCAUCCUCUCCAGAUUUUAGCUGAUUACCUAACGCUUCAGGAGCACUAUGGUGGUCUGAAUGGGCUCACCAUUGCCUGGAUUGGGGAUGGAAACAAUGUCCUCCACUCCAUCAUGACAAGUGCUGCAAAGCUGGGAAUGCAUCUCCACAUUGCAACUCCCAAGGGCUUUGAACCAGAUCUCAGAAUAACAAAAAUAAGUGAGCAGUACUCCAAAGAGUAUGGUACCAGGUUGCUUCUCACCAAAGAUCCUUUGGAAGCUGCAAAUGGUGCCAACGUUUUAGUUACGGAUACAUGGAUAAGCAUGGGGCAAGAAGAGGAAAAGAGAAAAAGACUGAAGGCAUUUCAAGGUUAUCAGAUUACGAUGCAGACGGUGAAAUCUGCUGCUUCCAACUGGACAUUCUUACACUGUUUACCAAGAAAACCCGAAGAAGUUGCUGAUGAAGUAUUUUAUUCUCCAAGAUCGCUGGUUUUCCAGGAGGCAGAAAACAGGAAAUGGACAAUUAUGGCUGUCAUGGUUUCUCUGCUGACAGAUUACUCACCACAGCUACAAAAGCCUACAUUUUGAUGCUUGGAUCCCAGCCAAGAAAAAAAACACAACAUAUUCCUCAUUGGCAGAAUAUUCUGGUCUGCAUAUACAUCGAUCUUCUUCAGAACGGAUCAAGGCAAUGAAUGAUUCUUUAAUAAAAUUGUAGGGCUGGCUUUGCUGAA
Coturnix japonica (Japanese quail) is the source of this 1808-nucleotide messenger RNA. It is a transcript of the gene OTC, whose product is annotated as ornithine transcarbamylase. Lineage: Eukaryota; Metazoa; Chordata; Aves; Galliformes; Phasianidae. The record is from RefSeq and is a predicted model, not a curated record. Gene Ontology annotation, biological process: L-citrulline biosynthetic process. Gene Ontology annotation, molecular function: amino acid binding; ornithine carbamoyltransferase activity. Gene Ontology annotation, cellular component: mitochondrion.